AUGAAGAAACAGCCCCUCAAAUUAAUUGUUCACCCCCUCAUCACAUCCGCUUUCCUCGCCGUGCAAGAUGCGAACGUCAUCGUAGUAGACUGGAACCGUCUCGCCAAUUCUAAUUACAACACGGCCGCUGCCGGCGUUCCUAAGGUCCUAGGUCAACACCUUGGCAACUUCCUGGUAUGGCUCAUCAACACCGCUGGUGGUAAUUGGAACAACGUUCACUUGGUGGGCUUCAGCCUUGGCGUCCACGUUGUUGACAGAAAUUUAAAGUUCGUGAAUCGUGGGGUAAAGUACGAAACCACACUUUUUAUUUUUUGCUCUCAUGGACGCGCAACUGAGUUGAUCGCCGCCAGCGUCCGCUACAACCGCUUCGUCGGCAGGCAGUGCCCGAAUAUUUCGGAAGCUGAACUGUCAACGUGCGGCGGGGCUGCGUUCAACAUGGACACGCAAUCAUUAACAAGCGAGGAAAGUCGUUCUGUGUGCGUCAACAAUAUGAAUUUAAUUAUAUUAACAUCCAUCACGUUAACAGUGGUUUCUGCUAACAAUAUAAAACAAUUUGAGUCACGUUAUUUUAAAAACGAAGGAUAUUACCCUAGUGGUGAUGAAGAGAGGAUGCAAUUAAUUUUUGAUUUACUCCAACCAGAGGACGAAUUCUUCGUAAGAGAUUACACCAUAAAUCCCAAUGAUGUUUACUUAUUAUUUACAAGAAACAACCCGUACACUGCUCAAAAUCUUGUAAUGGGCGAUAAUUCUUCAGUCAGCAAUUCAAAUUUUGAUGGGACUGCGGUUACUGUAUUUCUGGUUCAUGGUUGGAACGGUCACGGAAGGAAUUCGAUGAAUUUAUUGUUAACUAAAGCGUUCCUUGAAGAUGGUGACGUAAACGUGAUAGUUGUCGAUUGGAGCGAUCUUGCUACCAAAAGCUAUAUAACAGCGAAAGCAGGCGUUCCCAAGGUUGGAAGAGACCUUGGUAUAUUCGUCAAUUGGUUGGUGUCAUCAGAGACGUCGUAUGACAAAAUACAUUUGGUCGGAUUCAGCCUCGGUGCUCAUAUAGUCGGUAAUGCGGGAAGGACCACAGCAGCACGAAUCCAACGAAUCACAGCUCUAGAUCCAGGCGGUCCACUGUGGAAAAAGGACAAAAAUCGCCUAAUGCCCACGGACGCACGUUACGUUGAAGUGAUCCAUACGAACACAGCAUUAUACGGCUUGGAGGAUCCAUGCGGGGACGCGGACUUUUAUCCAAACGGCGGUUACAGAAUGCCGGGCUGCAUCCUCAAUUACUGCUCGCACCGUCGUUCCUAUGAAUAUUUAGCGGCAACUUUGAAGUCCACACCGUUAAUGGCGAACGAAUGUAACAGCCUUCAAGAUGCAUUUGAUGACAACUGUUACGGGCUUAUGUACCCGAUGGGCAAUAGCGAUUUAGCGAAAUCAAGGUCCGGCAUUUUCAGGUUGAAUACAAACGAUAGAAUUUCAGAAAACUUAUCAUAUAUU
Molecule: messenger RNA, 1485 nt
Organism: Iphiclides podalirius (scarce swallowtail)
Lineage: Eukaryota; Metazoa; Arthropoda; Insecta; Lepidoptera; Papilionidae
Source: the annotation of a GenBank genome assembly